This is a messenger RNA of Fibroporia radiculosa, 2328 nucleotides long. RefSeq lists its product as uncharacterized. The record is from RefSeq and is a predicted model, not a curated record. NCBI's taxonomy places the organism in Eukaryota, Fungi, Basidiomycota, Agaricomycetes, Polyporales, Fibroporiaceae. Gene Ontology annotation, biological process: DNA-templated transcription; regulation of DNA-templated transcription. The coding region runs from base 1 to 2328 and encodes 775 amino acids. Gene Ontology annotation, cellular component: nucleus. Gene Ontology annotation, molecular function: transcription cis-regulatory region binding; DNA-binding transcription factor activity, RNA polymerase II-specific; zinc ion binding. The transcript is spliced from 10 exons.
AUGAGCAAGCUCGAAGAGGCGAAUCGCAAGGCCAGCCGCCGCACCUCCGCCAGCGGCGCGCCGCGCACGGAACUGGGCGAGUCCGUGCUCGGCGCGCCGCUCCCCGCCGCCUUUGAGCGCGGCACGUCCGCCGACGUCGAGGACUGGAUCACCAAGGCGCGCCAAUCCAUCGAGGCGUUUGGCGAGUACAUCACCAUGGGUGGCCCCGGCGCCACCUGGGACAUGCUCGGCGACGAGGGCACCGACGACAACGCCCGCAGCGAUUCAGAGUACGAGAUCCACGUCGAGGACACGGACGCCUCGGAUGCAGAGUUCAGCGCCGAGGGCGACGGCGAGAGCGACAGCCUCUUUGGCGAGCUCGAGCGCGGCCGCUCGUCCUCGAACGGGCCCCUGGACGGCCCGGAGACGCCGAUGCGGCGGAGCUACCUCGCCGCGGCGCAAAAGCCGGUCAUGCUCCCCAACGAGUCUGUCCCCCUCGGCCUCAUCGCGGACCUGUCCCUCUACAAGGCCCGCAGGCGGCGCUCCAGCCGCGCCCGCAGCGACAUCGACCCCCAGGACGCAGACAACACCGCCGUCGGCCUGGCGAACGACGACUACUUCAGGCCGAGUCCCGCCCCGGAGCGGCCCAUCGUGGACGAGCAGCAGCAGCCGGCAAUUCUCCGCAACGGCAUCAUCAAGCCCGACGAGGCAGAGAAGCUCUUCGGCAUAUACUACGACUACAUGAAUCUCUCCGUUUCGCUCUUGGACCCCGUGCUCUACACCGCACAAAAAACGUAUUGGCGGUCUCCCUUCUUGUUUACUGUUAUCUGUGCCAUCGCCUCUCGCCAUUAUGCUCCGAGGCCCGAAUUAUAUGAACAGGCGAUGAAAUACGCUCGAUUAGCCGCCGGUACUACCCUUAUCGGCGGUCAAAAAACCAUCGAGGCGGUCCAGGCCUACAUUCUGCUCAGCUUGUAUCCCGUCCCUGCCCGGCGGUGGGAGGACGACAGGGGCUUCAUCUAUCUUGGCCUCGCGAUACGCGUUGCGACCGACCUCAAGCUGCACUACGCGACGACGCCAAAGCCGCAGAACGAGCUGCACGCGCGCGAGAUGCUCAAUCGCACGCGCGUGUGGCUCAACUGCUUCAAUCUCGACCGCUCGACCGGCUCGCAGUACGGCCAGCGCGCGAUCAUCGACAACAAGGACUAUGUCGCGAACCACACCGAGUUCUGGUACGAGGGCUCGCCGUACAACCUCGCAGGGUUCGACGUGCACCUCUGCUGCUACAACGCCGAGCUCAAGGUCAUGGCGGACUUUCGCGGCCGCAUAUACAGCAACCCGGAGCACCCGACCGGGCUCAACAAGCACAUCGACCUGGCGCAGGUGUGCAGCGAGACGGACGACCGGCUCGCGCACCUGUGGGAGACGUGGGCGCCGCGUGUGCGCAAGGCAAACACGGACGGCCAGAGCCACUUCCGCACGGGGCUGCUCAAGCUCGCGUACAGCUAUGCGCGCCUGACGGUGCUCUCCGUGGGCUUCCAGCACACGUUCGGCAAGAGCUCGUCCACGACCGAGGUGCCAUUCUUGUGGAGAUGUUACCGGGCGGCGAGCGACACCGUGCGCGCUGUUGUGGAGGAGAUCGGGAUUCCGAGUCAAAAAAUCUACCUCCGGCACGGCCCUGAGGCGCAGAGCGUCUUUGUCACGUUCGCGUCUGCGUUCCUGAUCAAGCUCCUGCAGCCCAGGUACCACCUCUCGCGGGAGCAGCGCGUGGAGAUCCGCACGCUCGUCCAGCGCGUGAUCGACCUGCUCGGCUCGCCAGAGGUCGCCGUCGACGACCGCCACGGCCCCAAGCUCUACUCGCGCUUCCUCCAGGGCCUGCUCGACACACCCAUGGCCCGCGUCGACCACUCGCCCCCGGCGCCGCGCCGCGGCUCGCGCCACCCGUCCGCGGUGUCCUCCCCGUCCCAGCCGUCCGGCGCGUCCCUCGCCCGCCAGUCCCAGUCCCCGUCCAGCGAGGCGUCGAGCCCGCGGCCGAUCACGCCGCCGCCGCCGCCCCUCACGGCGGAGGCGCUGUCCCUCGACCAGUACGUGCAGGCGACGUCGUCCGCGUCCGCGGCGGGCCCCGCGGGGCUGCUGGGGCCGUCGACGCGCCAGUCGACGCCGUCCGACAUCGACGCGUCCGGGUUCUUCUCGCCGCCGCUGUUCUACGACAGCGAGCUGCUGCAGUCCAUGCAGUCCGUCUUCCCCGACGUGAUCCUGCCCGGGUUCAACUGGAUGGGCGCGAUGCAGCCGGAGACGCAGGUGCGGCACGACCAGCCGGUGAUGGGCUUUGCGGGCGGCGGCCCUGCGUAG